UCACUGCUCGUCUUCUUCCCACUUCCACCUCUCGUGCUCGAGCCCGCGAGCACCCGACCUAUACGUCGCCUCCAAUACUCCCAACAGCACCUGGGUUUUUCCGAAACCCUAGUACUCCUUCAUGGACCAAAACGACGCCGAGCUCGACUUCCACGCCGCCGACUUCCACCAACUGAUCGACCAGCCCGGCAUCGAGAUGCCAUCCCUCCACGAGGACGAGGCGCCGGAGGCUCCGGUUGAGCUCUCUUCGCAUUUCGACGAGGCCGAGUAUGGAGAAUCGCUUCAGGGAGCUCCCAAUAUGGGCAACCCGCCCCUCUCCUCUUCUGAUGAUGUAGCUCCAGCUUCUGAACCUGCGGAUGAAGUGGUUUUAACCGAAGAGGUUUCUGCUAGUGUGGCUUUGGAUGCUGAGACGAUGAUUGCGGUAGAUGAUACCGUGGUGGCCGCCAUGACUGAAACGGGGAAUACCGUCUGUGUCGCGGUGGAGGAAAACUCCACGGUGAUGGUGGAAGUGGUGGAUAGUGGCCCUGUUAAGCGGAAGCGAGGGCGGCCGCGGAAGAAUCCUGAGGCGAAGGCGCCGCCGCCGGUGAGGAAGAAGGAACGGGAGGAUGUCUGCUUCGUUUGCUUCGAUUCGAGGAAUCCGAAUCUCGUGGCUUGUAACAGGAGAGGGUGUUACAAAGCUUAUCAUCCUACUUGUGUGAGUCGGGACGAUGCUUUCUUCCGUUCAAAGGGAAAAUGGAACUGCGGUUGGCACAUAUGCAGUACCUGCCAAAAAGCUGCUCAUUAUAUGUGCUACACGUGCACAACUUCUUUUUGCAAAGAAUGUGUUAUUGAUGAAACUAAAUAUGUUUGUGUAAGAGGAACUUAUGGAUUUUGUCAGAGCUGCCAUAAUACUGUGACUCUGAUAGAGCUAAACAAACUUGCCUUUGAGAAGAAGGAUGGCUUAGAAUUUGACGAUACGGAUAGUUUCACCUAUUUGUUUAAAGCUUAUUGGUUGGAUCGGAAAGGAAAAUUGUCAUUGACACCUGAAGAACUGAAUAAUGCCAGACACCCAUAUUCAGUUGUUCCUGAUGAGGAUUCAUCUGAUGAAUUAUAUGACGUUAAUGAAGAUCAGGGUUCUACUUCAGAAAGUUCAUCAGAUCAUAAGAGCAACAUUUCAUCAAAGAAGAAAGUCAGAAGUCGUUCGCUGGCGGUUGCUGUUGAAAAAAAUCCUGCAAAAGAAGUUGAUGGUGGAGGAACAGUAAUGCUUCAGGAAACUGUUUGGGCUUCAAUGGAGCUCUUAGAGCUUGUGGCACACAUGAGGAAUGGAGAUCAAUCUUUUAUAUCUCAAUUUGAUGUUCAGGCACUGCUUCUUGACUAUAUAAAGAAAUAUAACCUUAGAGAUCCUCGCCGGAAAAGUCAAAUUAUUUGUGAUUUGAGACUUCGAAAUCUCUUUGGGAAAGAAAGAGUAGGUCAUUUUGAAAUGCUGAAGCUACUAGAAUCACAUUUUCUUUCAAAGGAGGCACCACAAGUAGUUGAAGAUGGUAAUCAAGUGGAAACUUCAGAUACUGAUAAUAAACUAACUGAUGAUGUUGAAGAAGAUGAUACAUUUGCAAGAGUAGUUACUGAUAAGAGACGGAAAAGCCGUAAAAGAACUGAAGAGAUAGAACCGCAGAUGAAUGUUGAUGAUUAUGCAGCAGUUGACGUUCAUAACAUAACCCUUAUUUUCCUGCGCCGAAGCUUGCUGGAGGACUUGCUAGAUGAUGUUGAGACAUUUAAUGAUAAAGUUGUUGGGUCCUUUGUGAGAAUUAGGAUAUCGAAUGCUGGUCAAAGGCAAGACUUGUAUAGGCUCGUGCAAAUUGUUGGAACUCAGGAAAGCUCAAAACCAUAUAAGGUUGGUAAGAAGACAACAGAUAUCGUGCUGGAGAUACUAAAUUUGAACAAGAAAGAGACGUCAACAAUUGAUAGUAUCUCAAACCAGGAUUUCACAGAGGAGGAGUGCCAACGGUUGAGACAGAGCAUUAAAUGUGGGCUUAUUGAUCGACUAAAAGUUGGUUACAUUCAGGAGAAAGCCAAGGCUCUGCAUGCUGUGAAAGUCAAUGAUUCAAUUGAAGCUGAAAAGUUGCGGCUUAGCCAUCUCCGUGAUCGUGCAAGUGAAACUGGCCGCAGAAAAGAGCUUAGAGAAUGUGUAGAAAAGUUGCAGCUUCUGAACAAUCUGGAAGAGCGUCGAAGAAGAUUGACCGAAAUUCCUCAAAUACAUGCUGAUCCAAAGAUGGAUCCAGAAUAUGAGUCUUCAGAGGAAGGGGAAGAUGAUAAAAAUCAAGAUUACCAGAUUAGAUCUAAGGAAGUUUUAUCUCUGAGAAAGAGAAGAGAGUUGAUUCCUCGUGGAAGAGCAGGUAUAUUAGGAAAUAACUGGAAUGGCAUGAAUAAAAAUCAUAAUUUCAACCGUGAAUCAAGCAGAAGAAUGCCGGGUGAAAAUUGGCAAGAUAGAUCGGACAUGUAUAACAAUAUGGCUGAAAGACCAAAUGAAGUUCUGUGGAAUCAAAGCAAAGAGCUGUACCAAAUCGAGGGCAGUUUUAAUGGUCUUCAGAGUCCUAGUCAGGGAAACUUCACUCAAAAAUCUUUAGAACGGCAAUCACAUGGUUCUGCUCCUGAAGUUAACUUGGUGACUCCUGAAGGUUCUUUGCCAUCUAUUACAAAUGAGGUUGACAAAAUUUGGCACUACCAAGAUCCAUCUAUGAAUAUCCAAGGACCAUUUUCACUAUCACAAUUGCGCAAGUGGAAUACUACUGGAUAUUUCCCACCUGAUAUGAAAAUAUGGAGAACUUCUGAGAAGCAGGAAGACUCCAUAUUAUUGGCUGAUGUACUAGUUGGAAGAUUUUAUAAAGACCCAUCUCAGCUGGUCACACAGCAUGGCAGCUUUCCAGAUCAGCCUGCGUGGGUAGACAGCCAACAGACCAGAGGCAAUUGGAAUGCACAUCAAAAUAUGAAGCAACAAACUUUAGAAGGUUUGUCUGCACAGCCACCUGUAUGGUCUUUAACUGGAGUUGAAAUAUCUAAUUCUUCUGAGGGAAAGCCAGCUGGCACAUACUCUAGCAUCUGGUCCGGCAACCCCAGACCUGCUGGCCCAAUAUACAAUAAUCCAUAUCAUAUUCCAAUCUACCAAGAAGCAGGGAGAGGAGGAAAUGGCAAUGGAUGGAACCAGGAACAGGAUUAUGGGAAUAUCUGGAGUCCAACUAGGCCCAGUGUUGGGAUGCCUAGCGAAAGUCAAAAGGUUGAAGACAAUCUUACUUCAGAUCCCUCCAUUGUCACUGCUAGUACCAGUGCCAAUGAACUACAUGGUCGUAUGAACAAAUAUCAAUCCUAUGAAACUGAUUGUCCAAGUCCAACUCCUAGAACUGAGAGGAAGGAAUCUUUCAUUCGGCAUGAUGAACCAGGCCCUUCCAAGAAUAGACCUGAAACACUUGUAGGCAGCAUGGCUGUUAAUCAUGGGCCUGCGGCCACUACUCUCGGAAUAUUGGACUCGUCUUUGGCCGCCCAUCCAACUCAUCCUUCUUUUCCUUCAAAUAGUAUCUUUGAAUCAUCAAAUACAGCUUCAGCUGUGGGUUUUACAGACAAAAUUCCUGGCAAUGGCAUGCAAAAGAUGGACGGUACAAAAUUUGUAUCUUCUCCAGUUGCGGUUACAGGUGAUGAUAUAGGCAGUGGGCAUGCUCAGAGGUUAGAAUUAUCUUCUAUUCAGAAAAUAGAUACUGGAUUCCAAGAAAUUGCUCAUGCUUCUGUUCAGAAACAAUUCACAGGUGGUUCAAACCUCACUCCAUCAUUACAUGGAAUGGAGCAUAAUCAAUCUCAAAAUCCUGAUUCAAAUUUCUCACCUAUUCAUCAGGUGAACCCACAAAAGGCUAGUGAAGUGGAGUCUUCCCUUCCAUCUCCUACUCCUAAAAGCAGUAAGAAUACUUGGGGAGUUGACGCUUCAAGUGCAUCCAGUAAUGUAUCCUCCGAAAACCAAAAAUUACCAACGGUACAAAAUGCUAAUACAUCUUGGGUUGGGGCGCCGCAAGGAAAUGCCGGCUGGGUCACACCGGCAUAUGUGAAUGCGAAUGCUAGUACAGGUUGGGGGACACUGAGUCAGGGGAAUUCAAAUACAAAUACAGGUUGGGGGCCAACUGCUACUCAGGUGAAUGCAACUGCAAAUACAGGUUGGGGUACUCUGAUACCAAAUGCAAAUACAGGUUGGGUUGCACCUGUUCAGGUUAAUGCAAAUGCAAAUAUUGGUUGGGGUUUACCUGUCCAGUUGAAUGCAAAUACAAAUACAGGUUGGGGAACUGCCGCACAAGGAAAUGGCUGGGGCGCGAGCUCGACUACCGGGCUGGGAAACUCGAACCCUGUUGCAGCUGGGGAAGCUGUUCCAAUGCAUGACAAUGAUGCCAGUGUGAGAGCUGGCUGGGGAUCAGCAUAUGGGAGUAGAAACGAGUUCUGGAAAUCAUCCGAUAGAGAUUCUAGCCGGCGUUCGGACUACGAAGGCCGCAAUGGCGAUGGCUAUUCUCAUAACAGAGACAGAGAUAUUGGUCGCCGCGGCGGGAGUGAUUUCAGGAAUAGCAGGGCACAAUCAGAUGGCAGAGGUUCAUCAAGGCCCCAUCAAGCUUUUACUGGAGGGGAUGGACACAGAGGAGUCUGCAAAUUUUAUGAGGGUGGCCAUUGCAAGAAGGGGAGAUCAUGUAAGUUUUUGCAUAAUGAUCUAAGGCGAGACAUUUGAUAGCUCUGUCUUGUACAGUAUAAUUAUCUUAGAUCGGCUGCAGGCAUGAAAGCUUUAUUUUAUCAUACAAGUAACUUUUUUUCUGUAUGUUCCUUUAGUUUUAUUUCGUAGCUUCUCUAAUUUUCUCCUGUAUCCGUCGCCAAUAAGAAGAGAUGCAGAGUUUUU
Molecule: messenger RNA, 4894 nt
Organism: Dendrobium catenatum
Lineage: Eukaryota; Viridiplantae; Streptophyta; Magnoliopsida; Asparagales; Orchidaceae
Product: zinc finger CCCH domain-containing protein 19
Exons: 10
Coding region: 122-4729 (1535 amino acids)
Molecular function (GO): DNA binding; metal ion binding; protein binding
Source: RefSeq, a predicted model, not a curated record